UUUGUUGUAGGCUUCUACUGGGUUUCCUACAGAAUCACUAAGUGUGGAAAUGGAGCCGAGCUGGAGUACGUUUCUCUUCCAACAGGCCAAUGAAGCCCUCCACCACCAGCAUCAGGUGGCCCAGAAUAGCCUGCUGCCACUUCUAAAUGCUGGAGCUGAGCAAGUUGACCAGAAGCCUAUCCUGCCUAUCCAAAUAGACCAGAAGCCUCCUGUCAGUGCUGCUGAACUCCUGAAAGACAAUGUGGCAAGCGGAGGAGGCCAACGGCCACCAGUGCCUGUGAUAAAGAAGGAACACAAAGGCAAAACACCUUUUGUGUGUGGCUACUGCAACAAGGCCUUUCGAGACAGUUACCAUCUAAGACGCCACGAGUCCAGCCACACCGGUAUCAAGAUGGUGUCACGUCCAAAGAAGACAGCCCAAACAGCUCCCACCAUGGUACCUAUGAUUGCAUCCAUGCCGCGAGAGAACAAUGGCAACCCAUCCUACAUCUCCACAGUAGCAGGCAUCCUCUCUACGGCGACCACUUCGGUUUCUUCGGGCACAAGUAUCAUGACGUCGUCCGCAAUGGGCAAUGUGCCGCAGCAAAAUGUCCCGAAGAAACCGCCAAAGCCUGUCAAGAAAAACCAUGGGUGUGAGAUGUGUGGCAAGGCCUUCCGUGAUGUCUACCACCUGAAUCGCCACAAGCUUUCCCAUUCAGACGAGAAGCCCUUCGAGUGCCCCAUCUGCCAGCAGCGCUUUAAAAGAAAGGACCGAAUGACCUACCAUGUUCGCUCUCAUGACGGAGGGGUCCACAAGCCCUAUGUGUGUUCUGUGUGUGGAAAAGGCUUCUCCAGGCCGGACCACUUGAGCUGCCAUGUGAAGCAUGUGCACUCCUCAGAAAGACCGUUCAAAUGUCAAGUAACGGCCUGUACCUCUGCUUUUGCCACCAAAGACAGACUCCGCUCCCACAUGAUCCGGCAUGAAGGCAAGGUGACCUGCAGCAUCUGCGGGAAGAUGCUCAGUGCAGCUUACAUCACCAGUCAUUUGAAGACUCAUGGACAGACCAACUUUAACUCCUGUAACAAAGAGGGUAAUGAAGGCUGCAACUCUGCCUCGGCUACAUCUGUGACCAUUUCUGCCCCCAUCACCUCAGCGAUGAACCGGGGCAACACGAACAACAACAACAACCCUGUCACUAUAGCCGCACAAAUGAACAUUGGCACCAACACGGUCAACAUCACGUCCCCCGUCAGCCUCCAGCACCCAGUCACCCUCACCAGCCCCGUCAACAUUGCGUCUGUGAACAUCCCUGCCUCAGCUUCCAUGAAUAUUGCCCACCCAGUGGCGAUAACGACCCCGAUGCCUAUGAAUAUAGCCGGUCCACUAAACAUCGCGAUGAGGCCAAUGGAUAGCAUGCCUUUUCUGUCCCAAGUCUUGCCUUCUUCCCCUCCUUGGGAGAUGUGGAAUGGACUGAAGCAAUAACCAUGAAUUGCUGUUUCUGGCGUUUUACAAGAUCUCUCCCGAGGCCGCUGGGCGUUUUGUUUGUAUGUAGGUUGUUUUUGUUCGUUUUUCCCAUUUGUUUUUGUUUUUUUAAUACUAUAGCCUGCUAAUCACUAUUUAAUGUUAUAGGAAAUGAAUUUAGUAAAAG
Molecule: messenger RNA, 1628 nt
Organism: Nematolebias whitei (Rio pearlfish)
Lineage: Eukaryota; Metazoa; Chordata; Actinopteri; Cyprinodontiformes; Rivulidae
Product: vascular endothelial zinc finger 1
Exons: 6
Coding region: 50-1462 (470 amino acids)
Cellular component (GO): nucleus
Source: RefSeq, a predicted model, not a curated record